Messenger RNA from Aspergillus thermomutatus, 546 nucleotides. RefSeq names its product Hsp20/alpha crystallin family protein. Gene Ontology annotation, biological process: response to salt stress; response to hydrogen peroxide; protein folding. The record is from RefSeq and is a predicted model, not a curated record. The transcript has a single exon. The coding region runs from base 1 to 546 and encodes 181 amino acids. Lineage: Eukaryota; Fungi; Ascomycota; Eurotiomycetes; Eurotiales; Aspergillaceae.
AUGUACUACCGCAGACAUUUGUGCUUACCAUUCAGAUACCUCACUACGCACCCUACAAUUUCACCUACUCUUAGGACUCGCCAGCCAUGGCAAACCAGGACAAUAUCUCUGCUGCAAAGAAAUCCUGGCGGGGGCUUUCCCCCCUUGACACGAGCGCUCAAUGACCUCGAGUCGUUCCUCAGUCGCCCGACGGGCAGCAGUGACCUGCUGGGGCAUUAUCCUCGUUUCGACGUCCGCGAGACGAAAGACUACUACCACCUUGACGGGGAACUCCCAGGCGUGGACAAGAAGGAUAUCGACAUCGAACUCGGCAACGACAAUACCCUCACGAUCAAGGGACAUUCUGAGCGCGAGUCAACGUCCAAAGAUCCCAACCAGUCAUGGUGGUACUCUGAGCGCUCGGUGGGAGAGUUCAGACGUUCAUUCAGCCUUCCGGGUUCAGUGGACCGCGAUCGUAUCGAUGCAACUUUGAAGGAUGGGGUUCUUUCUAUUACCGUCCCGAAGACUGGCGGACCCUCUGGGAGCAAACGUAUCGACAUCAAGUAG